Molecule: messenger RNA, 2400 nt
Organism: Diaporthe batatas
Lineage: Eukaryota; Fungi; Ascomycota; Sordariomycetes; Diaporthales; Diaporthaceae
Exons: 4
Coding region: 1-2400 (799 amino acids)
Biological process (GO): positive regulation of GTPase activity; Ras protein signal transduction
Cellular component (GO): plasma membrane
Molecular function (GO): GTPase activity; guanyl-nucleotide exchange factor activity; GTP binding
Source: RefSeq, a predicted model, not a curated record
AUGGACACAAUAAACAUCGCCAUCAUUGGCGCCAAUGGCGUGGGCAAGAGCGCCUUCCUGCAGCAGGCCCUGAAGAUGUCCAGGCCUGCCAACCAGCUCGUCACCUUCAACUGGACGGAGCCCGAUGGCUCCCACCACAACGUCAACAUGUUCGAGGUCGACCUGGAGGCCUUCGACCUGGGCAUGGACGAGCCCAUCCGCUGGCCCAAGCAGGCCAAUGGGAUGCUCAGCCCUCGCAUCGAUGGGACUCUGGUGCUCUACGACGUCAUGAACAAGGACAGCAUCGCCUUGCUGCCCCAGACAAUAUCAUCUCUUUCCGUGUCCAACUACCCCUUGGUCCUUGUCGCAACAAAAUGCGACAACCCCGAGGAGCUCAGGGAGCUCGACACGGCAAGCGUCGCUGCCGCAUACCCCUCCGUGAUCGCCAACUUCAACACCUCUCCAAAGACCCCAAACACCACCAGGGACUGCCUGCAGGUCAUAUUGAGGGCAGUCGUGAACGGCCGGAAAGGAGGUGAUAAGUCGGAUGCGGCCAGCCAGAGACGGCGUGCCGCUUCGGCCGCAAACCUGGAGCCCACGGUAGACCCCCUCAACAACGGUCGGCCCGAUUCCGUGCACAGCAAGCACAGCAGAGCUAGCUCCGACCUCUCAUUGCUCCGGGGCUUCUCACAGCAGGCGAGCGAGAGGGAAAGUUAUUAUCGAGGGUCCUCGGCACGCUCGCCCAGGGCUUACCCCGGCCAGGGCCUCGGCCAGGACGACAUGAAUCCGACAGUCUCAAGCCAGCUGCGACAGACCGGCGUGCGUCUAGAUCUUGGGGCGGAGCCAUUCUACGAGGUCGAUGAAUCAGACGUGGAGUCGUUCCGCACCUCCAUGACGGACGACAUGCCACUGCUGCAACGGAGCGAUGAGAGUUUUAUGGACCGACCCGCCAAGAUGACCGGCGUGGCGUUUGACGACCUUGUGGACAGGCUCCUGGCACCGAGGAUGACAAGGGCGGAUAGCAACUUUGCGGACAUUUUCCUGUGUUUGUACCGAAAGUUUGCCGCCCCGGGUCAGCUCUUUUCCGCCAUCCUCACCAGGUUGGAACGGGGCAAGGAGGAUAAAUCGGCACACUACCUAGGCAAGAAAGCCACGCAGAUGCGCAUAAUCGAGGUAGUGGCCAGAUGGGUGUCCCUUUAUCCAGGCGAUUUCGCACGGCCGACGACCAAGAAGACCCUCGAGCGCUUCAUCAACCACCUGGCGAGCGAGCCGGCCUUCAGCGCGGCCGCAGGACAGAUGAGGCACCAGCUCGAAACCUUUGUGGUAGAAGAUGAUGAUACGGCAUGGGCACAGUCAGACGACCCGCCCGAGGACGUCAGUACGGCCAGCUCGCACAAGUCCCAGGAUCUCGAAGUGCCGAUGGCCUCGUUGACAGUGGAUGAUCACCUAUCGGCGGAAAUGCGGCGGCCCUCACAGGGUUCCGACCUAUCACACCUCGAGCGAGACUACAGCGCAGGGGAGACAAACUACCAAUAUCACACUUACGGGGACUACGAGCGGGAGGCGGCCAAGAUGGUUCCUCAGGCCACGCUGCCUCUCAACAAAUUCCGCUACCACAUCUUCAUGGACACGAACCCCGAGGACAUCGCCGAAGAAAUCACCCGCAUCGACUGGAUCAUGUUCAGCAGUGUGCGCAUUCGCGACUGGGUGCGACAUGUCAGCCUGUCGACAGCAGAGAAAGAGCGAUGCCGGUCGCUGAGAAACGCCAACCGCCUCAUCGCUCACUUCAACCACGUCGCUAAAUGGGUACAGAACAUGGUGCUGAUUCGCGACAAGGCAAAGCAUCGCGCCCCUUGUCUUGAGAGAUUCAUGAUCAUUGCACACAAGCUGCGAAAACUGAACAACUACAACGGGCUGGGCGCCGUAGUGGCGGGCCUGCAAAACGCCAACAUAGCGCGCCUCCACGCGACACAGGCGCUUGUCAGCAAGGAGGUCUGGAAGCAGUACCAGAGUGCUGAGAAGCUAAUGUUGAAUACCAAGUCGUCGUUUGCGUACCGCCUGGCCUGGGAGAACAGCCCGCUCCCUAGGAUACCGUACAUGGCGCUCCACCGGAAAGAUCUAACGUUUGCCGAAGAGGGCAACAAGACCUUUGUGGGGCCCAAUGGGGACCGGAUCAACUGGAAGAAGUUUGAGAUACUCGGGGAAAUCUUGUUGCCCAUAAUGAAGAGCCAGGGGGCACCGUACCCUAACCUACUCAAGAAGCAUGAGGUCAGCCGGGACUUGAUUCUCGACUGCCGGAUGGAGUUGGACGAGGAUGCCCUCUACCAACGUAGCAAACAAGUCGAGCCCGGUAUCGGGGGCACAGGUGGUGCGGCCGAUCUGAAGAAGAAGACGAUGGGAUUCCUGAGGGGCGGGGUCUAA